Nanorana parkeri is the source of this 3467-nucleotide messenger RNA. It is a transcript of the gene PPP3CB, whose product is annotated as protein phosphatase 3 catalytic subunit beta. The record is from RefSeq and is a predicted model, not a curated record. Gene Ontology annotation, cellular component: calcineurin complex; cytoplasm. Gene Ontology annotation, molecular function: calmodulin-dependent protein phosphatase activity; calmodulin binding. The transcript is spliced from 15 exons. Gene Ontology annotation, biological process: calcineurin-mediated signaling. The coding region runs from base 300 to 1865 and encodes 521 amino acids. Lineage: Eukaryota; Metazoa; Chordata; Amphibia; Anura; Dicroglossidae.
GAGGCCAGGCAGCCGGGUGCCCUCAGUGUGUCAGCAGACACGGCAUCUCCCCGACUCCUCCCGUGUGAGGGGAGAGCCGGCGCGGUGCAUGCUGGGUCGGGACAUCCCCCUUCCCGCGCUGUGUGAGCCGCAGAGUCUGCGCUGACGCCGCCAUGUUGCCAGCAGCCGCUACCGUCCGCCUCUAGCCGUGCCCCGCUCGUGUCCUCCCUUUCCCCUCCCUCCCCUGACAGUCCGGAGCCGCCAGGAGGAGGCCGCCGCCGAGUCACCGACUGCAGGGAGCGGCCACCCCAGCCCGAGCCAUGUCCACCAAGGACGGUAAACAAUCCACCACCGAGCGGGCGAUUAAAUCUGUCCCUUUUCCCCCAACAAAUCGAUUAACAUCAGAAGAAGUAUUUGACACUGAUGGCAAGCCUAGAGUGGAUGUUUUGAAGAACCACUUAAUAAAAGAAGGUCGGGUAGAUGAAGAAAUUGCACUUAGGAUCAUCAAUGAGGGUGCUGCUAUUUUACGACGAGAGAAGACUAUGAUAGAAGUUGAAGCACCCAUUACAGUUUGUGGUGAUAUUCAUGGCCAGUUCUUUGACCUGAUGAAGUUAUUUGAAGUGGGAGGAUCGCCAGCUAACACAAGAUACCUCUUUUUGGGGGACUAUGUAGACAGAGGUUAUUUUAGCAUAGAGUGUGUGUUAUAUUUAUGGGUUCUGAAGAUUCUCUACCCUAAUACACUCUUUCUUUUGAGAGGAAACCACGAAUGCAGGCACCUUACAGAGUAUUUCACAUUUAAGCAAGAAUGUAAAAUAAAAUAUUCAGAGAGGGUGUAUGAAGCCUGUAUGGAAGCAUUUGAUUGUCUUCCUUUAGCUGCACUUUUAAACCAACAGUUUCUGUGUGUCCAUGGAGGACUGUCCCCAGAAAUCCACACGUUAGAUGACAUAAAAAAAUUAGACAGGUUCAAAGAACCUCCAGCAUUUGGUCCAAUGUGUGAUUUGUUAUGGUCUGAUCCCUCUGAAGACUUUGGUAAUGAGAAAUCACAAGAACAUUUCAGUCACAAUACAGUUAGAGGAUGCUCUUACUUCUAUAGUUACCCAGCUGUUUGUGAGUUUUUGCUGACUAACAAUCUGUUGUCAAUCAUCAGAGCACAUGAAGCACAAGAUGCAGGCUACCGAAUGUACAGAAAAAGUCAAACGACAGGGUUUCCAUCUUUAAUAACAAUAUUUUCAGCACCUAAUUACUUAGAUGUCUACAAUAAUAAAGCUGCUGUAUUAAAGUAUGAGAAUAAUGUGAUGAAUAUCAGACAGUUCAACUGCUCACCACACCCGUACUGGCUGCCGAACUUCAUGGAUGUGUUCACUUGGUCAUUGCCAUUUGUUGGUGAAAAAGUGACGGAGAUGCUGGUGAAUGUUCUGAGCAUUUGCUCAGAUGAUGAAUUAAUGACAGAAGGAGAAGACCAGUUUGACGAACGACUCAUAUAUGGCAAUAGAAAAGUAGGUACAGCUGCCGCUCGUAAAGAGAUAAUCCGGAAUAAAAUUCGGGCAAUCGGCAAGAUGGCAAGAGUCUUCUCUGUGCUCAGGGAGGAGAGUGAAAGUGUGUUGACACUGAAGGGUUUAACCCCCACUGGAAUGCUGCCGAGCGGAGUACUGGCUGGAGGACGGCAGACUUUACAAAGUGCCACAGUUGAGGCAAUUGAGGCUGAUAAAGCAAUACGAGGAUUUUCACCGCAACAUAAAAUCUGCAGUUUUGAAGAAGCAAAGGGAUUGGACCGGAUCAAUGAAAGGAUGCCUCCUAGGAAAGAUGCCAGACAGCAAGACGGUAUUAAUUCAGUGAACACAAAUGCCAAGGAAAAUAACGGGAGUGGCAAUAACAACGCCCAGUGACAAUGCUCCAUGUUCAGGUUUACUCACACCUUGCCUGAGAAGUCCUAGAUCCAUGCUUUGUGAUACAACAGCUUCAAUAGCCAAUGGGCACUAGAAGACCUAAUAGCAGACAGUUCAGAGUCCUGGGAAAUUCAGCAGAUUCCUGUGUGCAAACAUUCACGUUCCCAAGACGAGAAACCGUUAACGUGUAAAACCCAGACCCUUGCGAUGGGCACGUUUGUAACCUGUCACUAUGUGGUCUCUGAAUCGUGGGAAGGUAUUGGGCUGUAUGUCAUGAAAGCACAUCUAGUGUAGCAUCUCACGCUUAUCAUUGUUGACACUUACGUUUACAAAUGGAAAUCUGUUUUUGUUCACUAGCUAGAUUUUUUUUUCUUUUUUCAAAUCAGAAUUUAAGUACAUCCCUCAAAAGCUAUUUAUUUAAAAGACAUUUGUUUAUUAAAUGUCUUUAAAAGAUAGAUUAGAGUUGUCUUAAAUAUACCGAGGCUGCAAAAUGUAUUUUAAGAUAGAUCGGAAUCAAUGCCAAAACGAAACGUUGGCUCUUAUUUAAUGCUGACCUCAGGUGUAUUCAUUAGAUGUCGGGGAUUAUGUAUUUAUACUCACUGUCUUUUUUAGUUUUACGGAUUAUGGAAAGAUUUCUACAUAGGAACAUUUAUUACUUGAACACAGAUCAAACAAAUAUUUAAUUUCAAUACUUUUCUGCCCGAAAUUUGUGGAGAUUUUUUCAUCCCUUUAAAAUAAAAAAGUUUCAAAAAGGACAAAAAAAAAAUAAAAAUAAAUCAAGAUUGUUCAUUCUAGGGUACUUUUAAUUGAGCAAUGUACAUUAUGUUAAAGUAAAUUUUGAUUCAUAUCAAGUCUGUAAAGCUUGGUUUUGUAUUUUGUGUAUGCAUGUUUUUCUUUUUUUGCAAAUAUUUAAUAUAUAAACCUAUGAUGUACAGGAACUGCAUCUAUAGGUUACAUAGAUGUUAUGAAUACAUUUUAGUUUAUUGUGAGUAUUAAAGUUGCUUCUACGGCUGAUCACGACUGAAUAGCUGCAGGGUUUUUGUUUUGUUUUUUUAUGGAUUUCUCGAGUCUGCAUAGACUGCGAACACUUUGAACGUUUGUUUAGGCCGUGCAGGACUUAAGAAGAUUGCUCUGUCCAAACGUUAAAAUAUUAGUGACCGUAAACCAAGACUGCAUGUUCAUAUUUUUUAUUUUUUUUUAUUUGCUGGACUGCUAAGUUUGAAGACUCCAAGAACUUAUUUGUUCCACAAACUAAUGAAAUGUUCUGAUUUCCGUUGUAUUUUGGUAUAUAUUUUGACAUUUACCUUUCCAUCUCUGCAAGAUCACUUGAAGUUUAAGGGUAACCUAAGGGUUUGGGGUUUUUUUUUUCCCUCCCGUCUCUACCCUUCCUGCUCUACAGACUGUACAUACUCCUCAUCCGGGUCAGACAUUUUAUGCAUGUUCUGAGUUAUUGAAAACUUUUAUAAACAGUAGCACACAAUACAUUUUGUGCAUGGGCCGCUGCUCUGAACAGCGUGUCAAUUUUGUAUGUUCGCCCUUUUGCUUUUUAAUAUAAUCUAAAAUCAAUUGAAAAAAUCGAACUGUUUUCCCUAUUGGCAAAAA